Molecule: messenger RNA, 3690 nt
Organism: Indicator indicator
Lineage: Eukaryota; Metazoa; Chordata; Aves; Piciformes; Indicatoridae
Gene: CILP2
Product: cartilage intermediate layer protein 2
Exons: 9
Coding region: 1-3690 (1229 amino acids)
Source: RefSeq, a predicted model, not a curated record
AUGGGCGAGCUGGCGCUGGCCCUCCUGGCUCUUGCCACCCUACAUGGUGCCAGGGCAUCAGAGCCCCUGGAGAAUGACUCGGAGCCGGGCAAGAGCGGAGCAGCAGCCAAGCCCUGGAAAGCAGCCCCCAGCCUGGCAGAGCUCGACCUGGACACGGCAGGCAGAGGAGCUGAGUGGACAUCCUGGUUCAACAUCGACCACCCUGGUGGGGAUGGGGACCACGAGAGCUUGGCUGCCAUCCGCUUCUACUAUCGUGGGCGCGUCUGCCAGCGGCCAGUGGCCAUCCAGGCUCGCACCACUGAGUGGGCACUGCCUGAGGAGGUGGGUGAGGUGGUGCACCUCAGCCCCAAGAAGGGCUUUCAGUGCCUCAACAAGGAGCAGCCUCAGGGCAAGACCUGCUCCAACUACCACAUCCGCUUCCUCUGCCCGCUGGAGCACAUCUACUGGUCUCACUGGUCCUCCUGGAGCCCCUGCUCACGCAGCACCUGUGGUACCAGUGGCAUCCAGAGCCGUACUCGCCGCUGUGUCAAUGCCAAACUGGUGGUUGCCCUCAAGGAGCUCAAGUGCAAGGGCAAAGCUGUGGAGCGUCAGCCAUGCAGUGCCGGCCCCUGCCCAGAGUCAGUGUGGACGGAGUGGGGCACCUGGAGUCCCUGCACCCACAGCUGUGGCAGCGCCGGGACCCGGGUCCGGCGCCGGAGCUGCAGGAAAGCCAAGAAGGUGCCAUGCAGCGGCCGCCCCUCCGAGGUGCAGAAAUGCCCCCCCACGCCCUGCCCAGCCUGCCCUGAGCACACACUGCAGGGCACCAUCACCUCCGCCGCCGGCGCGGCACUGCCGGAUGCCCACAUCUACCUGGAGGGCCACCCCCUGGUGCCCCUGGCCCGCAGCGAUGCCCGCGGGCACUUCACUGUGACGGGGCUGUGUGAGGACACUGCUGCCAAUGUCAGUGCCCACCGGGAGGGCUUCGCCCCGGGACUGGCACCCAUCAUCUCCAACGGCUCUGGUGUGGCUGUGGCACACGUGGUGCUGCAGAGGCUGGAGAAGCCUUACAUGGUGCUGCACCCCAAGGCCAAGGUGCGGGUGGCUGGGCAGGAGGUGACCUUCUGCUGCAAAGCCUCGGGCACCCCCGUGCCCAAGAAGUAUUACUGGUACCACAAUGGGACACUGCUGGAGAGGAAGGUGCAUGGUUACAGCAGCCGCCUGGCACUGAAGGGGCUGGCACUGGAGCAGGCUGGCACCUACCACUGCAAAGCCAGCAGCGAGGCUGGAGCCAUCAAAUCUGCGCCGGCACAGCUCACGGUGCUGGCCCAGGGCCAGCAGAGCUGCAAGUCAGAGCCCGAGCCCAGCCUGGUGGAGCUGCCCAGCGAGUGCCCACAAGAUGCCACCGGCUCCCGGUACUACAACGUGGGUCGCUGCCCACCUGCCCCGUGUGCCAGCGGCAUGGGCGGGCACUCGGAGUGCGGGGCGGACGCGGGGCGCUGCUGCGGCGUGCAGAGGAUGGAGCUGAGGGACGUCCCCUGCGCAGGCUUCUCGCUGCCCAUCAAGGUGGUGGCUGAGUGUGGCUGCGGACCCUGUGCCCAGCCCCGCGUCCUGGUGCAGGGCCGGGUGAUGGCGGCCGACACGGGCGAGCCCCUGCGCUUCGGGCAGAUCUUCCUGGGCGGGCGGAAGGUUGGCUUCACCGGCUACAAGGGCUCCUUCACCAUCGAAGUGCCGCCGGACACCCAGCGCUUGGUGGUUCGCUUCGUGGACCGCCAGCAGAGGUUCGUGGACGCCGUCAAGGUCCUGCCCUUCAACCGCCGCGGCGGCGCCGUCUACCAGGAGGUCAAGAUGCUGCGGAAGAAGGAGCCAGUGGAGCUGGACGGCAGCCGGCUCAACGCCAUCCCGCUGGGGGAGGACAGCGGCCGGGAGCCCGUCGGGGAGCUCGUUCUUCCCGCUGGAGCCUUCCUCCGUCCCUCCGGGGAGGUCUUCAACGGCACGGUCAAAGCCAGCGUCACCUUCCUGGACCCCAGGGACAUGGCGACGGCCAGCGCCGCCUCCAGCGACCUGAGCUUCGCCGACGCCGAGGGGGACAUCAUCCCCCUGCGCACCUACGGCAUGUUCGCCGUGGAGUUCCGGGAGCAGGGCAGCGGCGCCGCGCUGCAGACGGGACCGGUGGAGGUGCGGAUGGACGCGGGGCAGGUCUGGAUGCCGGAGCACCUGCAGAAGAUGAAGCUGUGGUCCUUGAACCCUGAGACGGGCUUGUGGGAGGAGGAAGGAGUCCUCCGGCCGGCCGAGAGGAGCCGGAGGAAGAGGGAGGAGAGGACCUUCCUGGUAGGCAACUUGGAGAUCCGGGAGCGGCGCCUCUUCAACCUGGACGUGCCGGAGGACCGCCGCUGCUUCGUGAAGGUCAGGGCUUACAGCAACGAGAAGUUCAACCCUUACGAGCAGCUGGAAGGGGUGGUCGUCAGCCUCAUCAACCUGGAGCCCCAGCCCGGCUACCCCACCAACCCCCGGGCCUGGGGGCGCUUCGACAGCGUGGUGACAGGGCCCAACGGCGCCUGCCUGCCAGCCUUCUGCGACGGGCAGCGCCCCGAUGCCUACUCAGCCUAUGUCACCGCCACACUGGGCGGGGAGGAGCUGGAGGCUGUGGCCUCCAGCCCCAAGCUCAACCCCAACGCCGUUGGGGUGUCCCAGCCCUACCUGGGCAAGUUGGGCUACCGCCGGUCGGACCACGACAACCCCGACCUAAAGAAGACAGUUUUCCAAAUCAACGUGGCCAAGCCCGACCCCAACAACGUGGACGAGACCAACGGCCCCGUGUACCCCUACCGCAGCCUGCAGGAGUGCGAGCAGGCGCCGGUGGGCGCCAACCACCUCCGCUUCUACCGCGUGGAGGUGGACAAGUACGAGUACAACGUGGUGCCCUUCAAGGAGAGCGACCUCACCUCCUGGACCGGCGACUACCUCUCGUGGUGGCCCAACCCCCAGGAGUUCAGGGCUUGUUUCAUCAAGGUGCAGAUCGAGGGGCCGCAGGAGUACAUGGUGAGGUCCCGGAACGUGGGGGGCAGCCACCCCCGCACCCGGGGGCAGCUCUACGGGCUGCGGGACACCCGGAGCGUGCGGGACAUGAUGCUGGAGAACACCUCGGGGGCCUGCGUGGAGUUCAAGUGCAGCGGGAUGCUCUUCGACCAGAGCCUGGUGGAUCGCACCCUGGUGUCCAUCGUCCCCCAAGGCAGCUGCCACCGCAGCUCCGUCAACGGCCUCCUGCGGGACUACCUGAGCCGGCACCCGCCCGUGGCGGACAACAACCACACGGCCGCCUUCAGCAUGCUGGCACCCGUGGACCCCCUGGGGCACAACUACGGCAUCUACACCGUGACGGACCAGAACCCGCGGCUGGCCAAGGAGAUCGCCAUCGGCCGCUGCUUCGACGGCACCUCCGACGGCUUCUCGCGGGAGAUGAAGGCUGCCGCGGGCACCGCGGUCACCUUCACCUGCCAGGAGCGGCCGGCGGGCAGGGAAAGCUUCUUCCAGCGCCUGCUGACGGCGCCCGCAGAGGCCCUGGAUGAGAUCCGGCGAGAGAUGGGCACUGGGGGGAUGCGCGGAGCUCCGCCCGACGUCAUGGACUUCGCUUCUGGUGCCCCAGCCCCCACGGCCCCCCGCCGGACCCCCAGCAGCCGGCAAAGGGUGGGCCAGACGCGGGGGCAGUCCUGA